Jatropha curcas is the source of this 1584-nucleotide messenger RNA. NCBI's taxonomy places the organism in Eukaryota, Viridiplantae, Streptophyta, Magnoliopsida, Malpighiales, Euphorbiaceae. The record is from RefSeq and is a predicted model, not a curated record.
AUGGAAUGUAGGACCCUAGUCUAUGCACCAACUGAGGUUGCUAUUGCAGAAUUGGCAUCUCGUGUUUUGAAGCUGUUAAAAGAGUCUAAUGCAUUGAGUUCAGUCAGCAGGAUUCUCUAUUUUGGGGAUAAUACCGUGCCAAGUGUUAAUGCAGACAUUCAAGAGAUUUGUUUGGAUCAAGUUGGAAGUGAAGAUAAUUUUUUACAAAUAAGAAGUGCUUCCUUAAUAUUUUGCACUGCUUCAAGUUCAUACAAGCUAUGUUCAGUGCUAACAGAGGCACCAAGAUUAUUAGUUAUUGAUGAGGCAGCACAAUUGAAAGAGUGCGAGUCAGUGAUACCAUUACAGCUUCCUGGUGUUAGACACACUGUGCUUUUUGGUGAUCACUGUCAGCAAAUGGCAAAAGUUACUAGUAAUGUGUCUGGUAGAGCUGCAUUUGGAAGAAGUUUGUUUGAAAGAUUGCUUUCAAUUGGUCAUUCAAAGCAUAUUCUGAAUAUGCAAUACAGAAUGCAUCCAUUUAUCAGUUAUCUUCCAAAUUCGGAAUUCUAUUGCAACCAAAUUUCGAAUGCUCCCAGUAAAUGUUAUUCAAAGUGCUUUCUUUCAAGUCCAAUGUUUGGUCCUUACUCUUUUAUAAACGUUACUUGUGGAAUAGAAGAAGUGGAUAGCUUGAAAUAUGACUUUAAAAAUUUGGUUGAAGUAGCAAUAGUGAUAAAAAUGGUGCGAAAAUUGUUUAAAGCAUGGAGCGGAUCAAAGCAGAAGCUUAGUGUUGGAAUUGCUUCUCCCUACACUGCCCAAGUUGUUGCAAUUAAGGAAAAAGUUGGGCGGAAGUAUGAAAGCCUUGAUGGAUUUUCGCUGAAAGUUAAUACAAUCGAUGGAUUCCAAGGUGGAGAAGAAGAUGUAAUGAUAUUAUCUACUGUAAGAUCUAAUACUGAUGAAUCAGUUGGGUUAAUUUUCAAUCGGCAAAGAACUAAUUUAGCCCUGACAAGGGCGAGAAGCUGCUUUUGGAUUGUGGGAGAUGGAAAAGCACUUUCUAAUAUUAAUUCAGUUUGGAAAUUGAUAGUCCAAGACGCCAAGGAUCGUCAGUGUUUUUAUAAUGCUGAAGAAGAUGAGGAAUUGGCUAAUGUUGUGUUAGAGGUGAAGGAAGAGCUUAAUCAGUUUUAUGAUAUCCUAAAUGCUGAUGGUAUGCUUUUCAAAAAUGCAAGAUGGAAGGUUAUAUUCAGUGAUAUCUUCAAACAAUCAUUUCAAAAGUUGAAGCCUUUAGAAACAAAAAAGCUAGUUAUCAAUUUGUUACUGAGGCUUUCUUGUGGCUGGCGACCAAAGAGGAGGAAUACAAAUUUAGCUUCUGAUAACUCUUUUCAGAUGUUGAAACUUUUCAAGGUCAAACAUCUGCACAUUAUAUGCACAACUGACAUUACGAAGGACCUAGAAUACACCCAAGUCUUGAAGAUAUGGGAUAUUUUGCCCUUAGAGGUUAUUCCAAAUUUGGCUAAACGUCUCAAUUCUGUUUUUGAAUCUUAUACUGAUGGUUUUAUUAAUCGUUGCAAGUUCAAGUUUCUGGAGGGGUAUGCACAUUCUGCUUUCCAGUAG